AUGGCGUUGGACCCGCCGUCUCUCGACCUGCCCGUCACCGACGCGGGGCAGCUGGCCAGGGCGGGUUCAUGGCAGGCUCGCGCCGCGUCGACGCGGCAGCCCGGCGCCAGCGCGGCGCCGACGCCUCGAGGUGUGGUUCUGGGCCCCCCUGGGGCUCCAGAGGCCUCCAGGAGGCCGCGCGUGGCCACGGCUGGACGCAGCUCGGAGGGCUGGUCGGGGCGGUGUCCGGAGAGGGUCCGGGGAGUCGACGCGGAGCGGGGAUGGCCCUCGGCAGGUCCGCGCCGCGUCCACGCGGCGGCGACGCUGGCGCGGGCGCUCAGCGUGGAAGGCCACCCGCAGCAGAAGCCGCUCAUCCGCAUCGUUACGACAGCGACCAGCAGUAAAAGUGCUUGCGAGAGCGGGGGAGGCGUCUGCGUAGUUUGA
Molecule: messenger RNA, 423 nt
Organism: Prorocentrum cordatum
Lineage: Eukaryota; Dinophyceae; Prorocentrales; Prorocentraceae
Source: the annotation of a GenBank genome assembly